CGAUAGUGUAUGCGACUGAGUAGUGCGAGGCGUUCAGCCAUCUCUGUGUUCUGCCGUCUUUCCCUUCCGUUGUGGUGAAUGCUUCGCGUCUAGUCUUCUUAUUGGAUUGAGGUUCUCGAAUUUCGGUAGUGCUGCAAGUGGAGGGCAAUCGGGACACUUCUCAAGCGGCUCGAGCUCGCGGUGGUGAAAGUGGCAGCCAGGUUGACGGCAACAAUCUCUCGCCUUUCACCGCCUUGGGGAUAGUGUGGCAGUUCAUACUUGUACGUAUUUUAACGAGGCAAGGAAGGACCCGGAGGGGCUGGUCAGGGUGUGGUCUUGCCUUUCUUGGGAGUGCCCCCGUCGAAUCUGGACCAAGUGAAAAGGGCUAAGAGGGGAGGCUAGUAAGUGUGAGUUUCAGAUACGCCAGCGAGGGAGAGAGAGAGAGAGAGAGAGAGAGAGAUGGCGUCAGACAAGGCACGUGCGGGAGCAGAGCAGAUGAAGGAGGCCGGGCGGGAAGGGUACGAGGAAGGGAAGGGGUCUGCGCAGGAGAAGUACGAGCACGCGAAGGAGACUGCUGGCGCCAAGACGCAGGAAGUCAAACAGGCUAUGGAGGAGCAGAAGGGGUCUGCGCAGGAGAAGUACGAGCACGCGAAGGAGACUGCUGGCGCCAAGACGCAGGAAGCCAAACAGGCUAUGGAGGAACAGAAGCAGCGAGCGGGAGAAUCGAUGCAGGAGCAGCAAGAGAAAGCCGCGGGCGCCAUGCAGAGCCUGAAGGAGAAGGGAGGCGCAGCUAUGGAGGGUCUGAAGGAGAAGGUCGGGAUGGGAGGAGGAGGGGCAGGCGCUGGCCAGGGAGGGCAGUGAGGAAGGAAGCAGAAGCGUUGACUUCUGCGAGCCCCGGGUCAACGAGAUGGGUGAAGGAGAUCUUCAGCGCCCGCAUGGAGUCUCAGGCGUGCAAUGAAUUUGGUCGUAAUGGAGGUCACAUACAUGCAAAUAAGCAUAGCUCUUACAACAAUGGGGUAGGGGGCUCAGUUAUCGUAUUUGAAUCUGACGUGGAAACGAGACGUGUGAUUGAAUCUGACCUGGAAACGAGACGCAAUACAGAUGCAGUAGAGCGCUGUAUUGGCAAUUUUUGUUGGUUAUGAGUGUAAGCGCCUCCAUUCUAAUCUGGUCAGCGUUGCGCAGCCGAGCACGCAGGGUUCUGAAAUGCCAUGGAUAAGUACUCCACAUUUUACACGAAUUUCAACUGAGUUCUGGACCAGGUGCAUUCGCACCGGCGAGACAUUUAUCACGUAUCGGGGUCCUCRCGAGGUCCAGAUACUCUUAGGACGUCGUGUAGUGGAGCGAGKCCCAGUAUGUGGCAGGCCCAGUAUUUGAUACAUCGAUUGAUGUGUAGCCUUGGGCUUUUGGCCCGUUGAUAAUUGAAUUUUCGGGCUUUUUWKAAAAAUAUAUWAUAGAAAAAUAAACGAAUGCCACAGGCUAUCCUUUAAUUUGAAUCUCUGCAGUCGAUCGCCAUCUGACGGUCGACGGGCAAUGAGUCKUAUYGAGUGAAAUAUAAACCGCAACGAGUGUCAUUGAGUGAAAUAUAAACCAUCAGGAAAUCUGAGCCCCAUCAGGAAAUCUGAGGCCCAUCAGGAAAUCUGAGCCUUAAGAAAGCGG
This is a messenger RNA of Chara braunii, 1635 nucleotides long. Lineage: Eukaryota; Viridiplantae; Streptophyta; Charophyceae; Charales; Characeae. The record is from the annotation of a GenBank genome assembly.